AUGAUUGAUGAAUAUAACAUCUUUUCUAACCCCAGAAGUGAAAUCAGAACCGAGCAAUUAGCCAACUUAAAAACUGUUAUCCAAAACAAAGAGAUAUCCCAAAAAAAAGAAUUAGAACUGCAACAACAAACUGAAACCCUCCAAAAAGCAGCCGAAAUAGAACAAAAAUUAAAAGAAGCACAAGACAGCUUAUCGGGUUCUUCUAUGACUUGGGAAAAGAUAAAGACUAAAUACCCGGAAUUUGCUAGCCGUUCAAUUUUGCUUGAAGAAUUAGAAAAAGCCGAUAAAUUAUUAGGCAAAGAUAAAGAUUCUGAAACAACUAAACCUUUCGCAGUCCGAUUAAGCAAAAUCCCUCUCCCUAAUGAAGCAGAACAACAACUUUUAGCCCAAUUAUAUUUAACUCCGGAACAAUUUAUUGCUCUUUCUUGCCAAGCCCAAUAUUUAACUGAGGAAGAAAUGGAAGAUAUAACCAAUAAUUAUCCUUCUUUAGCCACUUCCCAAAAAUUCCAACUACUUAAUUCUGGAUUAAACAAUUUAGGAAUAAAUAAUUACUCUCAAAAAGAAAAGUUCGUCCAACUAAACCACACUCUUUACCACGAAAAGAAAAAUUUCGGUCUGACUACCUCCGAAAAAGAAGGAGUAUUACGCUUAUUAGUAAACACCCUAAAUCUGAGUGAAGCCCAAAGAAAUUCUUUAGAAAAUAUGGGAACUAAAUUCUUAGCCGGAGAGCAAAAAUCUUUAUUAGAAAAAGCCAAAGAGCAAGAAAAGACUCUCAGAGAAGAAGAAGUUCAGGAGCAAAAACUUUCCAUCAUCCGCAGUGAUGAAGAUUUGCGGAAGGAAUUUCAAUCAGGAACAAUUAAAUCAACUUCUUCUCGUUAUGAUGAUUUAUUGGCUAAUCUAAGUCAAGAAGAAGCUGAACGACAACGGAAAAAAUUAGAAAGACAAGCAGCCCAAAAAAAACUCGAAGAAGCCGAAAGAAAAAGACGAGAAGAAAAACUUGCUGAAAAAGACCAAAAACUUAAAGAAAAUGAGGAAAGAAGAGCCAAAGAACGGGAAUUGGCUGAACAAGAAGAAAUAAAACGACGAGAAGCCGAAGUAGCCCGAGCCGAAUCAUUACAAAAAGAACAAGAAGCCUUAUUCAAGAAAAAGCAAGCCAAUAUUGAAGAAGCCAAAAGACGAGCCGAAGAAAACUUGGCUAAUCAAAUAAAAGCUAAUGAAUUAGCCGAAAAGAAAAAACGGGAUGAAAUUGAAAAAAUGGAAAAAGAAAACCAAGCCGAACAGAAAAGACUGGCUAAUCAGGCUCAAUUAAUUGAAGAAGAAAAGCAAAAGAAAUUAGCCCAAAUUGCUUUGGAAGACAAGGAAGAACGACAAAGAAUUGAAAAACAGGCUAAUGAAGAAAAGGCUCGAAUUCAGGAAGAAAUAAACAGAAAAAAACAAGAAAACGAAAGGGAAUUAAAGAAAAAAGAAAAUGCUUUACUAAAAGAAAAACAGGAAAAACAAUUAGAAUUAGAGAAACUAGAAAAAGAAGUCAAAUUACAGGAAACUCUUGGUAAAGAAUUAGAAGAAGCCGGUCGUAGAAGAGAACUUAUGCUGAAAGGUCAAAAGAAUAAGCAACAAGCUCUUCGCGAACUCCGAGAGCAAAUGUAUCAGGCUUGCUUGAAUUUCUAUCUAAACUCUGAUGAAAUCCAACAAGGCACUCGUUAUCAGGGUAGUCCUGUUCCUCGUUCAGGCUGUCAUCAUUUACAUGAAUUAGUGCGAGAUUUCCCCAAUAUGACUUUUAAUCUCCAUUUUGGUGAUAUUUAUGGAGAAUUGGCUUAUUUUGAUGACCCUUUAAUUGGAGGUAAAUUAGAAAAUGCUCAAGUUGUUGCUGAAUUAGUUGAAAAAGUUAAAAGGGCUGAGAGGGCGACUAAGAAAGAGGAAGCACUAUUUAAUGAGAUUUCAUUAGAAAGAGUUGCGGACAAAACUGAGGCAGAAAGGAGUUCGAGAAUUAAAGAAAUUGAUAAAGAAAUUACAGACAAGAAUGUUAAGAAAGCAGCAAAUGAUAAGUUAAUCAGAGGACUUAAAGUCAGUUACGGAACUGCAAUUGAAGACGAAAAGCGAGCCGAAAAAAUUAUUGCACAGAGGAAUAACCUUCAAGUAACUUUGACAGGUUCUGGUAGACUUAUUUCAAAAGAUCAUCCAGAAGGGAUAGAAUUAACUUCGAUUACUGAUACUUAUAGUGUUAAAGAUUACGGAAAAGGUAAUAACGCCUUAGUGGAUGAUGAAAAUACAAUUACUGAUACUAUUACCGGUACUGCUGGUGCUGGUAAAGCAACUCCUCAAGAAAUAUUAGAUCACGCCAGAAGUUUUUUAGAAAAUAUUAAAAGUAUUGUUAGGUCAACUGUCACCUCAAAUUUUUAUAAAGAAACCGCCUUGUCACUUUAUAAUGACAGAAGAUAUAACACUAAAAAUAAUAUUACAGGUUCAAUUAAACAGUUUGGGUUUUCGUAUUUGGUUGAAGCCAUUGUCGGGAAAGAAAUGACUUCAAAUGAGGCCUAUGAAUAUUGGUUCGGAUCAAAAGUUAAGGAAUAUGCAGAAGCGGUAUUUCCUUUAAAAACGGGUACUUCUGCUUAUGAGUUACAGAAUAAGCCUUAUCUUGACAAUAUUAAUGAUGAUGAUUAUUUAAAGCCAAAGGAUGGUAAAAAAGGUUGGGAAGGUUUAACUUUAGGUGGAUAUUCUUGUAAUCCCAAAAGUUCUUCAGUUACUGACGAUCAAAAAGCGAUGAUUAAAAAACAACAACAAAACCCUAAAAAAAUUGAAAGUGAUACUGAUUUUAAAACCCUUACGAAAAUAACUAUGCGGGAAUUGCUUUUAAAAUUAGGAAUUUCUUCUGAUAUUGGUGAUUAUGAUGACCAUUUGAUAAAAAUUUGCCAAGAAGCUUUAAAAGGAGCAUAUAUUCUUCCUGAUAGAAGUAAACUUGUUGAAAGAAUGAAAAGAAUUAGUGGUACUGACAAUCCUACGGAUUACGCUUCAACUAAAUUGGUGGGAGCAUCAAUUACCGAACUUUCCGUUUAUAAACAACGACGUGAAGAUCUAGGCGGAAAGAUUUCUUCAUUAGAACUUGACAGUAUUAACUAUGGUUUACAAGUUAAAGAUUUAGAAGCGGAAAAAAAAAUUCUUCAAGGCUGA
This is a messenger RNA of Paraglomus brasilianum, 3168 nucleotides long. The record is from the annotation of a GenBank genome assembly. NCBI's taxonomy places the organism in Eukaryota, Fungi, Glomeromycota, Glomeromycetes, Paraglomerales, Paraglomeraceae.